Populus trichocarpa (black cottonwood) is the source of this 2337-nucleotide messenger RNA. Its product is annotated as probable galacturonosyltransferase 3. The record is from RefSeq and is a predicted model, not a curated record. The coding region runs from base 188 to 2239 and encodes 683 amino acids. The transcript has 9 exons. Gene Ontology annotation, molecular function: polygalacturonate 4-alpha-galacturonosyltransferase activity. Lineage: Eukaryota; Viridiplantae; Streptophyta; Magnoliopsida; Malpighiales; Salicaceae.
UGAGCAAAAUUGAUAGCUCAAGCCUUAAUUUCCCAUAACCCUAGUACCAUAGGAGUAAAAGAUGCCAUCAAACCGUCUUGCUAUCGUGCCGGUAAUGCAAGCCGAGUGAAGAGGGGAGGGAGAGAGACAGUGCGUGGAAGAGAAGGAAACUAACUAACUGCACAAAAAAAGAGAAAUUCUGAUUUCAAUGGAAGAACAGAGAAGGAGGAGAAGAAGAAGAUUCUGGACUUCAAGCUCUCUAGCUCUUCUUCUGAUCUUCUUCAUGGUUGUUCGUGCAGAUUUAUCAGAUUAUAAUCCAACUCUUCAAAGAGAGCCCAAAGCGCAUCAUCGGCGAUUACAUCAGGAACAUGAUGCUUCUUCUGUGGCUGGGCACGGGGUUCAAUCAGAUGAAAUGGAUAUCAACAUAAUUGCAACAUACAGUGACACUUCUGGUGCUGUUCGAACGAGUAGGGUGAAAAUGAGUGACCUGUCUCCUUCUUGGGUCUUGGAAAACCCUGCAGAUAAAAAUCAUGAUCAGCCAAAGACUUCCCAGUUUCAGAGAUUAGAAGAUUCAUCAAAAGCUGGAGCAACACAUGAAGAUGAUGUGCUGCAUUCUGCGAGGGAUCAUCAAUAUGGUGAAGGUGGAAUCCCAUCUUCUUGGAAGUUACCAAUGAGCCCAGUGAAGCUCCAGCGCCAGACAGCACGGAAGGACAGGAGGGUACUCCGAACUUCAGUGCUAAUUCAACAAGAUAAAGGAGCUGCUGACAGCCAGACAGAAGCAACUGCAUUUAUAUGGUCCAAAAGCCUGGACACUUCUAUCAAGGGAAAGUACAGUAUAUGGAGGAGAGAUUUUGAUAGUCCAAAUUCUGAUUCUACUCUGAAACUCAUGCGGGACCAGAUUAUAAUGGCCAAAGCUUAUGCAAAUAUUGCCAAAUCAAACAAUGUAACUACACUUUACAACUCUCUUAUGAAACAGUCGAGAGAAAGCCAGCUUGCUAUUGGAGAAGCAAUGUCUGAUGCAGAGCUUCACCCAAGCGCACUUGUUCAAGCAAAAGCAAUGGGGCAUGUUUUGUCUAUAGCAAAGGAUCAACUAUACGAAUGUCCUACAAUGUCUCGGAAGUUAAGGGCCAUGCUCCAGUUAAAUGAAGAGAAUGUAAAUGCUUUGAAGAAAAAAAGUGCGUUCUUGAUUCAACUAGCAGCAAAAACAAUCCCAAAACCAUUACACUGUCUUCCUCUGCAGCUUGCAGCUGACUAUUUCCUAUAUGGUUAUCAAAACAAGAAGUAUUUGGACAAAGAAAAGGUUCAAGAUCCGUCUUUGUUCCACUAUGCUAUCUUCUCUGAUAAUGUGCUCGCAACAUCUGUGGUUAUCAAUUCCACUGUGCAGCAUGCAAAAGAUCCACAGAAACAUGUUUUCCAUAUAGUCACAGAUAAACUGAACUUUGCUGCGAUGAAAAUGUGGUUUAUUGUCAAUCCUCCAGCCAAAGCAACAGUUCAAGUUGAAAAUAUUGAUGAUUUUAAGUGGUUGAAUGCCUCUUACUGUUCUGUUUUACGUCAACUUGAAUCUGCCCGGAUUAAAGAAUACUAUUUCAAGGCUAAUCACCCUUCCUCUCUUGCUUCUGGUGCUGACAAUCUCAAAUAUAGGAAUCCAAAAUAUUUAUCUAUGCUGAAUCAUCUUCGAUUCUAUCUUCCUGAAGUAUAUCCAAAACUAGAUAAGAUCCUUUUCUUGGAUGAUGACAUUGUAGUUCAGAAGGAUUUGACACCACUUUGGUCCAUUGAUCUACAAGGGAUGGUAAAUGGUGCAGUGGAGACAUGUAAGGAGAGCUUUCAUAGGUUUGACAAGUAUCUAAACUUCUCGAAUCCAAAGAUCUACAACAAUUUUGAUCCAAAUGCUUGCGGUUGGGCAUUUGGCAUGAACAUGUUUGACUUGAAGCAGUGGAAAAGGUCGAAUAUCACUGGGAUAUAUCAUCACUGGCAAGAUCUGAAUGAGGAUAGAACUCUUUGGAAAUUGGGCUCGUUGCCACCGGGACUGAUAACCUUCUAUAACCUAACCUAUCCACUGGACCGAAGUUGGCAUGUCUUGGGACUUGGUUAUGACCCGGCUCUUAACCAAACUGAGAUAGAGAAUGCAGCUGUAGUUCACUACAAUGGGAAUUACAAGCCAUGGUUGGAUUUGGCUGUUGCCAAGUACAAGCCUUACUGGUCUAGAUAUGUACAGUAUGAUAACCCUUAUCUUCAACAAUGCAACAUUGUUGAAGAAUGAUUUUUGUCCCCAUUUUCUUUUUCUCAUGUAAUAGUUCUAAAGAAAGAAAUUGACAGUGCCUUAUAGCUCAACAAAAAUUUGUUUUUCUCCCAAAGAAA